AUGUCAAGUGUUUCAAAAGUUCUUUGUCUCCCAGGAUACUUACAAAGCGGGAGCACGCUUGCAAGAAAGUCUUCAGGAUUGCGAAAAAUCCUCUCAAAGAAGCUAAAUAUACAACUAGAUUAUAUUACACCGUGCCACGAGAUCAAAUCGAGACACGAGUUGAGUUUUCCACUCGGCCCUACAGAUGAAGAGAGUGACAGAGUAUGGAGCCAAAUUGUUGAUAAUGGGAGCAAUGCUAGAUGGUUUGAUGCGCAAAGUGCAAACAAUUAUAUUGGUUUAGAUGAGUCGAUACGGUUUGUAAUUGAUCACAUUGAAAAAAAUGGGCCGUACGACGGCAUCAUUGGAUUUUCCCAAGGUGCUGCUAUGGCAAUUAUGAUCACUAAUGCCUUGCAGAAGAUGUUGCCGUCUCAUCCACCUUUUAAGAUAAGCAUGGCCGUUUCUGGUUUUUGUUUAACUGUUCCUAGGAGUGGUGAUUACAGUGAUGAGAAUAAACAACGGAUUUUGCAAAUCACUGAUGCUAAUCAGUACGCUUCGGAAGUUGAGAUAUCUGAAAGAGCUGCUGAAUAUUUAUGUGACGCUGGCGGAAAGAGUACAGGAUUGUCCCUACCAACGGAAGUGAUUCUUCUCUAUGGAAAGAAUGACAGUAUUGUACCACCAAUUAGAUCUGAAUACGUGAGUACCUUGUACGACGCAAAGCAAGUACGAACUUUUGUUCAUGAAGGAGGACACUUGUUUCCAAACGAUAAAAAGAUUGUUCAGCCAAUAUCAGAGCUAUUCGAUAAGAAGAUAAACGGCAAGUUGUAG
Lodderomyces margitis is the source of this 804-nucleotide messenger RNA. RefSeq names its product putative serine hydrolase. Gene Ontology annotation, cellular component: cytoplasm; nucleus. The transcript has a single exon. The record is from RefSeq and is a predicted model, not a curated record. The coding region runs from base 1 to 804 and encodes 267 amino acids. NCBI's taxonomy places the organism in Eukaryota, Fungi, Ascomycota, Pichiomycetes, Serinales, Debaryomycetaceae.